AGGCCUUUGCAUUAUAGUUUGAAGAUUGAAGAUUAUUGUAUACGAAGAAUUGAUAGAUGGAAAAUUCUACUCGUCAAAUUCAACAUACUCCACCAAAACCAAGGAGGCUUGUUGAUAAUGCUGCUGAGGUCCGCCGUCGAAAAGAGGCCGCUGAGCGCCUCAUUAAAGAAAGGCAUGAGGCGCUACGACGUCAGCAUGAAGAGAAAAUUCACAAAAUUAAUGAAGAACGUAUGCGCCUACAGAGAGAAUUAAAAGAGAGGCAUGCAAAAGAAUUGAAAAGGCAACAAGAUGUACUGCAAAGGAGGAUGGCUUUGAUGGAACGUGACAAAGCCAGGAAGCAGGAAAUCUUAGAGAAGAAUCAUGCUGUAGCUUCACGCCUCUCAACGAAUUCAUCCCGAAAAAAUUAUGCAUUUGGUUCGUCUACUCCGCGAGAAUUGUCCUUCUUGGAUCCGCGAAUAUUAAAAAUGAGUGCUAUGGAGAAACGUUACUCACCAGACAAACAGCAAUCACCACCGAACGGUGCAGUAAAUGUUAGUGCCAUAAAUGCUCGUCGCGGUCGUUCGAUGGCAUCUGUGCUGUCCACAUCACUGUAUGAUCACUCUAAUCAAGAUCGCACUCGUCACACAGCGUCUACAACUCGGCUCACACAACCGAAGACCACUCCACCCAAACCACAAAACCAUAUGACUCAGUCUGUGUAUCAUCCUGCACCAACACCCACAACUCCAGUCGCACGCUUACGCAGAAAGCCACUCAGCCAAGUCACAAACAGUGUUCCGAACACUCCACUAGCUGGCAACAAUGCACCAGCCACACCUAAAAGAUUCGAAAAGUCGAAGAACGCGAGGAAUACUACACCAAAACAUGUGGCUAACAAAAAAGCGCCAACUCCACCUCCGGCAGGAUCUACUUCUCCUCAGCGCAAGGAAAGCUUGGCGAGAUCGGACGAUAUCUCCACACCUCUUGGAGUUACAGCUUCGGAACCCCCACGCAGCGAAAAUUCCUUCACAUCAGACGAAAUUCCAAUUGAUAUGGCUGAAAAAGAAGUUCAUUAUGAAAUCUCGGUGGAUAGUCCACCCGCGGAAAUGCACCACCAUGAAAUCACACCAAAUGGUGCCGAAAAUCAUGACGUCCAUGAAAAUCCAUCAGAAGCUGAAGAAACCACGCUUGUCAAUGAGGUUGACGUAGUGAUUGAACCACCUGCCGCUGUCAUCAAUCACGCGGAACAGGCUAGCGAAGAAGAAGCCGUUGCUGCAACGUUCACGAAAGAUGUCGUCAUCACCAGUCCAACUCCGGCAGCAGACGAACAGCUCAUCUCGCCUGUGCCAAAAUCGUCAGAUGUUGAAGCUAUCCCAGUGGCUGAAAUUGCAUCACCAUUAAUUGCAGCCCCAGCUCCACAGGAGGGAGGCGCUUCGCUCGCCGACGAGCUGGCCAGUGUAUUUGGUGGCUCAACCCCUGCAGUUGCGCAUGAGCAAAACGAUGUGCAGCAGCCUCCGGUAAUAGUCGAACCACCGAGUGUUGACAUGUCAGCUGUUAUUCAAGCAGCAGAGAAUGCGCUACUUACACUUACUAAAGCUCAAGAGGCACCUCUGGUAGAAACGGCCCCAGAAAAGGCUAUGGAGACGCCUGCAGCGAAAAAAAGCGCAGAAAUUGCACACGCAGAAAUGCCCUCAGAAAAGGCUGAAGUGGAAAAACCCGUGGGAAAAGUUUCUUACGAAAACCCGCUUAUCGAUUUCAGCACUGCAGGUGAAGAGGAAAGAAACAAGUCACCUUCCAGUAUAUCUGCGGAGCCUGUACAUACAGAAGUUAUUAAUCAUGUGCAUACAAAUGGAAUCGAGCACAAAGCUCAUCCAGAAAUAGCUGCGGAGCUUCCGGGUACUGUUCCAUCGAAAGACGGCGAUGCGUCCGUAAUGAGGAAGGUGCCAACACCUCCUAAUGACUUUCUUAUAAGUACACAAGCUCAUCGAUUGCGUCGUGAGCAAGAACAGCGUGAAAUCGACGAGCGCAAAGCCCGGAUUGCUGCGAUACUUGCGAAAUCACGCGAUUUAUCAAGUGGUGCUCCCGUAGUGGGUGGACGAAUCUCACCUCCGCGAGGUGAAACCGCACAAGACGUGUUGAAACGACUUGCAACCACCAGCAAUCGAUCAGAUCGCUCCCGAGGAUCCAGCCCCGCAGGCAAUUUAGUCCUCUUGUCUUCGGCGUUUGCGUCUGAUUGUUACUACUCGACGGGUUUUCUAUUGAUCUUUGUUCUACAUCUCAUCGCAUUUCGAUAA
Cylicocyclus nassatus is the source of this 2273-nucleotide messenger RNA. The record is from the annotation of a GenBank genome assembly. Lineage: Eukaryota; Metazoa; Nematoda; Chromadorea; Rhabditida; Strongylidae.